Molecule: messenger RNA, 919 nt
Organism: Spathaspora passalidarum NRRL Y-27907
Lineage: Eukaryota; Fungi; Ascomycota; Pichiomycetes; Serinales; Debaryomycetaceae
Gene: IMP4
Product: snoRNA-binding rRNA-processing protein
Exons: 1
Biological process (GO): rRNA processing
Cellular component (GO): small-subunit processome; nucleolus; Mpp10 complex
Molecular function (GO): snoRNA binding; rRNA primary transcript binding
Source: RefSeq, a predicted model, not a curated record
UAAGUACUACAAAAACAUCACCAUGAUUAGGAAACAAGCUAGAGAAAGACGAGAAUAUCUUUAUAGAAAAGCCCUCCAGCUUCAGGAGUCAUCACUUACUGAAAAACGACAACAGUUAAAAGCAGCAUUAGCCACCGGUAAACCGCUUUCUAAAGACCUUGCUGAAGAUUCUAAGCUCCAAUCUGAUUUCAUUUAUGACCAAAGUAUCCAAGAUGAAGUUGACAUAGAUGAUGAAUACAGUGCCAUGUCCGGUAUAUCUGACCCCAAGGUCAUCAUCACCACCUCGCGAGAUCCCAGCGUACGAUUAUUACAAUUUUCCAAAGAAAUAAAAUUGAUGUUCCCCAACAGUUUGAAAUUAAACCGUGGUAAUUACGUUAUCCCGGAUUUAGUCAAGACCUGUUCACGAGUUGCCGUCAGUGAUGUGAUCAUCUUGCAUGAGCAUCGUGGUGUCCCUACCAGUUUAACCGUGAGUCAUUUCCCACAUGGCCCAACUGCGGUGUUCACAUUACAUAAUGUCAAAUUAAGACACGAUUUGCCUAAUUUGGGUAACGUAAGUGAAUCAUAUCCUCAUUUGAUAUUCGAAGGGUUCAAUAGCAACUUGGGUAAGCGUGUGGUUAAAAUAUUGCAGCACUUGUUCCCACCAGGGGUAAAAAAGGACUCAUCCAGAGUGAUCACAUUUGUUAAUAAUGACGACUACAUAUCGGUAAGACACCAUGUCUACGUCAAGACCAAGGACUCGGUCGAAAUCAGUGAAAUCGGUCCAAGAUUUGAAAUGAGAUUGUAUGAAAUAAGAUUAGGCUUGCCAGAUAAUAAGGAUGCCGAUGUAGAAUGGCAAUUGAGAAGAUUCAUUAGGACCGCAAAUAGAAAGAAUUACCUCUAGACAAGAACUAAAAACAAAUAAAAAUAAAUAUCGUUUAUU